Macadamia integrifolia is the source of this 6196-nucleotide messenger RNA. RefSeq lists its product as uncharacterized. The record is from RefSeq and is a predicted model, not a curated record. The transcript has 5 exons. Bases 3809 to 5917 code for a protein of 702 amino acids. NCBI's taxonomy places the organism in Eukaryota, Viridiplantae, Streptophyta, Magnoliopsida, Proteales, Proteaceae.
AUCGAAGCCCUCUGCUGCUGUCGGAGGAUAGAAAUACAAGAAGAUGCUCAAGAGUUUCUAAGUUUCGUCAUGGAUCAAAUGCAUGAUGAGUUACUCAAGCUUAAAGGUGUUUCAAACUUAAAUGGUGGUAAAUCGUCAUUGAUUUCAUUAACAGAAGAUGACGACUGGGAGACUGUUGGACCAAAGAACAAAUCUGCAGUUACAAGAACACAAAGUUCCAUUCCAUCUGAAUUGAGUGCAGUUUUUGGGGGACAACUGAGAAGUGUUGUGAAGGCGAGAGAUUUUUUGGAUCCAAUGUCAAAAAGGCCAUCUUGGAAAUUUCUCAUAUAAAGUGAAGUGGAUCAGCGUCAUGGGAUUUGGAGCAUUACCUCCAAAACCAUGUCCCAUGAUCAUUUUUUUUUAUCAGGUAACAAGGCCUCUGCCACAGUUCAGCCAUUCCUCUUACUUCAUCUUGAUAUUUUCCCAGAAGCUGUUCAUACUAUUGAGGAUGCACUCCAUCUAUUUUCUGCCCCAGAAACACUUGAAGGGCACCGGACAUCAGCAAGUGGUAAGGUACUUUUCAGAUUGAGCACCCUUUACGUCAGCUAGGUAAUCAGUGCUUGAGUCUAAUGUCAAGCCUAUACAUUUGUAUUGGGUUUUCCCUAACAAAGGUUGAAUUUUGAAAGUUUAGAUCUGAACCUGCAAGGCUGAGCUUCUGUUGCCACAUGGGGCCUCUGAGUGGAAAUGUACCACAUGGAUGUGGUGGAUUGUGGAGACUGCUGAACAAAUAGACCCUUUGGGGCAGAAAAUUUAGCCGCCACAUGGAAGGUGCCCAGUCAUCAUACUCCUUUGCUAUAUGGCUGGACUGGCGAACUUGUUGCAAGUUGUUCUUGGACUAGGUUAAUGUCUACCCAAGUCAUCAGCAUGUCACAAGAUGGGGUUGUACUCAGGUUUGAGUCAAGUUGGUGGAAUUCUAUGAAAAUGCCAUACUAACAUUUAUGUUGUGUUUGGUUGCUUGGGUGAGAGUAAAUGAAGGGAAAAAGUGACUACUUUUUUUGGGUAUGGGUAUCCAUACUUACGUUUCUCAUCCAUUAUGUGGGAAAAAGCAGGGAGAAGAAAGUUCGGGAGAAAAUUGGUCAUGCCCGACUUCUUCUUUCCCUCCAACAAAGUGUGGAAUAACUAACUAGCUAAUUGCAAUUCUUAGAGACCAACCAACAAUGGUGGAAUCUGUCAUAUACUUUCUCUUGAUUUUCUUGUUUCAACAGAACAAUAGGUGAAGGAAAUUUCUUAUUCCCCCCUCCCCCUCCUCCUCGUCCUUCUCCUCCUCCUCCUCCUCCUCCUCCUCCACCUCCAAGAAAGCAACCAAAUACAGCCUUAAUACAUGACCUCCAGGAAUGAGCUUAGUUCUUUGCUGUCGUCAUCUUUUAAUUUUGCCACGUAAAUAAACUUGAAAGGUAUGUAAGUAGUCAGUUGUGGGUCAUUUUGUAUCCCAAGGACUAACCGUAAUACCAACUCGUCUUAAAUGGGUUGGCUUUCCCAAUCAUAACCAAAUCAACACCAAUUUUGGUCUGGUCUGGUUUAAGUAGUGCCUGAUCUAGGUGUCCUGAACCCCAGAUUUUGGAGCUUUACAAAUUUGGUGUCAUCAACUCUGCUUUUCUUUUUCAUCUAUUCACCGCAUGGUCUGCUUUUAUACUCUAUGGAAACUCAGAUAUCUGGAGAUAAGCCCUCAAUCAUCCUUUCAUUGGCAGGGAACUUGCAAAACUAUUGCAUCGCCUGGUCAAUUUUUUCGUUGUGGUUGUUUCUGACCAGACCAGGUUAACUGUCCACGACAACUGGAAAACACGGCUCACUUCUUGAUGGAGUGCUUCAGAACUCAUGUUGAUUUUGCUAGAGGAUUGAAGUCAAGACUCCCAUUUGUUUCUUCUCAGGUUGAUUGAAGUAAAUUUGAUCUUUGGGUUGGCUAAUCUUCAGGCAUAUGUUCAUUCCUCUCUUCCUACAUUUACUGAAGACAGAUCUCCGGCUGAGCAUGUUGAUAUCCUCUCUUGUCUUUGUGUGGUUCUCUCUGACUGUGCUUUAUCAUAAGGCACAUUGCCACUGGGUUAUUAAUAAGCCUCCAGGACGCUGGGCUUCGAUUUGGUUAUGCCUCAGGCAUAUAUGUUUAUUUCUCUCUUCCUACAUCUUCUAGAAACAACAGCUUUCUUAAAAUAGUUCUCCGUUUGAGCAUGUUGAUGACCUCUUCUGUUUCUGUGUGGUUCUCUUUGACUCUGGCUUAUCAUAAGGCACAUUGCCAUUGGGUUCAGAAUAAGCCUCCAGGACGCUGGUCUUCGAUUUGGAUUAUAGUUUCUUUUGUAUAAAGCUGACAAAAAUGAAAAAUGAGUGGAUCAGCCCUAGAAAAUCUUCGGGAUACAAGUAUGGAUGCUUUUCGUGGUGUCAAAAGUUUAUGUUUGGGUGAUUAAUCCUUUUUUUUUUGACACAAAAAACUAUUUUUCUGAAUUGGUUGCGUGCCAAAUUGGCAUUUGCCUAUUAAUAUUAGAAAUUGAUUUUGCUCUUCUUGACUCAGCACUACAAAGCAGAAGAUUCUUGAUUGUGAGAUUGAGACCAUUCAUUGGGAAUAUCUUUAUCACUUUUGGACAUGAUGUCAUCAUACACCAUUGCUUUAGGGAGCAGUAUCAUUGCUGAAGCUCUCACCAAACAUGCUGCUUGUUUCUGCUGGGUGUUCAUUGGUUCUUGCUGAUCCUGUUGUAUGGGUUGUGGAUGCUCCUCAACUGAUGCUUUAGUGGCUACUUCCUUCACCCUGGCGGUUUCCAAGUAGUCUCUGGUUCUAGUGAUCUUUUGCUUUGUUCUCAGUUUAGGUGCAUAACUGGUGAUUGUCCCAUACAGUCACAUCUCCUUUAAAGUACAUUUUUUAUGGGUUAUGCAUUGUAUUGUCUGGUGUAAUGCUAGGCAUCAGGAUCCUCUCCAACGUGCCCAACUUGUAUCGAACAGCUGGUCAGACCUAGGGGUGCAUGCAUGCCGGAGUCCUCCCAGGCGUCUGAUGCAUUGGAAAGGAUCCGGAUCCUAAUGCUUGCACUUGCUCUAGUACUGGAAUGGUUCUGCAAUGGUUACUAUAUCUGCAGUGUAAUUAUCCAAGCUAUCAAAACAGAGAAGAAAAGUUUCUUUCUACUUGGCCUUUUACUGUAGUUGACAUUGCUGUAACAUCAUAUUGAACCAAUGAUACUGUAACAUCUAUAAAUAAUGUCGCUUAUGAAUUGACACGCACACGCACACGCACAGCCUCCAAUGAUUGGGUAGGAAAGAGCAUCUGUAAUGCUACAUACUCUGGAUGAAACCGAAGUUGCGGCCAAUGGGUAAAUGCAGUGAAUAGAAUUAGAGAAAAACUGAAAAGGGUAUGUAACUAUAUAUGGACGUCAUGUAGGGCCAAGUUUCCCUCCACCCACAGUAAAGCCGUGUUCGAGCGCCUGUAAUAGACAAUUCCAAUGUGAUGGCUUUCAAAAUUCAAACCCACCAUCUCCAGUUGAACUGAUUGCCCACUAAAUACUUGCAGGAUAAUCUCAGACACCUACUGGUCUCUCUUUUUCUGGUUAAGGAGGACGGAUAAGGAAGGGCCAACCUCCAUUCAAACCUUGUGUCAUAAUCCAUGAUUCGACUCAAAAGGGCUUCUGAAAGAAAGGCCAACCUCCAUUCAAACCCCAUGGCUUUAUCCACAAAUGGGGGUUGAUUCUACUCCUCUUCUAAAAGAUUGGACUAAAGCAUUUCUUUAUGAGAGCCUAAGGUUCUGCAUUUGGCUUGCGCUCCUCUCGUCUUCCACAACAAGAGAGACAAGACAGAUAUGACGCUUGCGCUUGGGAACGUUACCACGGUUCUGAUAGAGGGCAAAGACAACCCUCGUGGCAGACUAGCACGUAUUGAAGUUAUUGUGUGCCUGACAGCAGCCCUUCUUGCCUUUCUUAUAGUAUUUGGCUCAUUCAGGCGUCGAUCCUAUGGUUCAGCAGUAAGGCUUUCCAUUUGGGCAGCUUAUGUGACGUCCUAUUCUCUCAUAUCCUAUGCUGUAGGGCUGAUGCAAUCUGCUCCCUUCCACAAUGAAUUAUUCACCGUAUGGGCUGUGUUCUUGCUCAUUGUCCUUGGCAGUGCUGACUCCAUCUCUGCCUACAGCCUUGAAGACAAUGAGCAAAGAUGGAGGCACUAUAGUGAGAUUCUUCUUCAGACGUUCUGGGUCAGCUGGCUAAUUGCCAAGUACAGUGCAGAAACAAAGUUCAAGGUACCCCUUUGGCUCCUUUGGGUUCUAAGUAUGUGUAAGGCUGGUGAGAGAAUAGCAUCUUAUGCAUCUGCAAGUCGAAAGUUUGGGUUGGUAAGAUACACCAAAUUGGUUGCAGACUUCAUGACCUGUGAACCUGAACUGAGCAAAGACAGUGAGAUAGAUCCAACCCAAAUGAAGGGUUACCAUUACUUAAUCAGGGGAGAGAAACAAAGCAUGGUGACAGUUGAGCCACCAACAUACCAGAUGAGGCUAAAAAUGGAUCCUGAAAUUGUAACAGUUCAAAAGGUAUGGGAAUGUGAGGGGAGACUUCUGAAGCACAAUGGGGACCCUGAUGGGAGAUUGAAGGAUAUUUGCCUCUCCUAUGCAUUGGUCAAGCUUCUUCGCCGGAGAUUUGCAGGGUACCCUUUUGUAGAGAGCAGCCUUGAUAAGACAUGGAGACUUGUCCGGGAUGGGCUUCUAGAUGAUCCUGAAAGAACCUUCAGGGUCAUUGAGGUAGAGCUUGCAUUCCUUUAUGACUUCUUCUACACCAAGUACCCUGUUAUCUUCAUUUUUGGAUUUCCAACUUAUAAGGCCAUUGAGAUCAUCAUGGUUGUAGCUAGCAGUUGGAUAGCAGUCUCAACCCUUGAUAAUUAUCAACCACCAGAAGAUACUGUGACUCUUGUUACCUCUUCAGGGACCAACCUUGAUGUCUUGGUCACUCGUGUAGUAGUUCUCUCCAUUGCUGUCAUGCAGUUUUUGCAGCUCUUAUCCCUUCUUUUUUCAGAUUGGGCUACAGUGGUUUGGGUCUGCAAAUACAUCAGUAAUCAUUCAAACAAGUUUCUGGAGAAGGUGGUUCAGUUCUUCUGCCAUCGGCGGCAUCGACGAUGUUUUAAUUUGAAGCCAUGGACCCGGCAAUUGGGUCAGUACUCACUUCUUCUAUCUUACCAUCACAACCCCCCUAAGCCGUUAGAUCAUAGUCUCACUUCCACACUUGUGUAUCAGCUUACUAAAGGUUUUUCAGUUUACCGGAUCAAAUUGCACAUGGAUGUGAAGAAAGCUGUUCUUCAGUCUCUGAAAGCUAAUGGCAGGCUCUUAUCAAAUGGGUUAGCUUCUCUGCAACAAAACAGAGUAGACAGUGACCUUGGUUGGGCAUGUCAACUUGAGACACACACUCAUUGUAUUCUGGUUUGGCACAUUGCCACCACCCUUUGUGAGAUUGCACCCUUGCAAUCACAGCAAGGGGGAAGAGAAGUAAAUCCUCAUUUUCGAGUCGCUAGUAGCAUAUCAAACUACUGUUCCUAUCUAGUGGCUUCUGUUCCAAAUCUGUUGCCUGAUCACUUUUAUGUUAUACAUUUCAUUUUCGAUCGAGUAGUUGAAGAAGUCAAUGAGAUUCUUAAGGGAUGCAAGGGAAGGAAAAAGAAGUACGAGGAGAUGAUGAAGAAAGGUGAAACUGAUCCCAAAACAAUAACAGCAAUGGGUGUUAAGCUUGCGAAGGAACUGAUGGACAUAGGAGAUCAGGAGCUAAGGUGGAAGGUCUUGGCAGAUUUUUGGGCAGAGAUGAUUCUAUUUCUAGCUCCCUCUGAUAAUGCUACUAGCCAUGCAGAACAGUUGGUUAAUGGUGGAGAGUUUUUGACACACCUAUGGACUCUACUUUCUCAUGCAGGUAUUCUCAGAAGAGAGGAAGACAUUCUCAUGGUUUAAAUGAUCUUCAAAGAAGAACAAGAAUCAUAGGUUGCAUUAUUUCUUUUACCAAAAAAAAAAUAUUUCAAUCUUUUAUUGUUUAGCACUGUUACCUAUUUCAAGAACUUAGUUGUAAUCUGUAACAUAUUUAUUAUUAGGUGUGGUUGAUGUAACUGGGGUUUACUUUUGGACUUAAACUGUAAAAUCGGACAGGUUCAAGGGUUCCUUGUUAGUAAAAAAAUAAACAUAUUUAUCAAUAGAUAUUAAAGGAAACACAUCAAUGGAUCUCACCUUGAACCA